AUGAACCACACCCUCCCGCUCUCUACGCGGGCAGAGACCACGGCGCUCAAACAGCCCAAGGAGCUUUUCAGCUACUCGCGCAACGCCGACGGCGGGUGGCAGACGGACGACAAGGAGGCCAAGCUGCAGGGCCUCAACUACUUCUACUUCCCCGACGCGUACGUGGACAAGAACAUCAGCCUCCAGGCCGGGCUCGGCUCGUUCAAGAAGAUCCCCGACGCGCAGAACACCGCGGACUUCCCGCUGCUUUUGCGGUGCUUGCAGCAGCACGAACAGACCUCCGGCAAGAAGGUGCGGGCCGACAUCAUCAGCUUCCGCGGCGUGAUGACCAGGCUCCUCACGUUGCCCUACGACUUGAACAGCGAGAUCCACUUGCACGUGCUCGCGUACGACGGGCAGAUUUUCCUCAAGAACGACGACGAGCUCGACUUGAAGAAACGGGCCGCGGAGCAGCAGCGCCUCGGCGCCGACGCGGCCAAGGAGAAACACUUGCGCACCUGCGAGUACGGCGGCUACAAGUUCGAGGCCGUGGCCACGCUUCCGCGGCCCUGGGCGCACACGCCGCGCGCGGCCAUCGAGAAGCGGCACAAGAAAGUGGUCAGCAACUACGAGCAGUACAUCAGCGUGGUGCGCACGGGCGUGGGCAGAGUCAAGACGCUCUUGGCCGGCGAGGUCGACUGUGUGUGGGACUACCUCCCGGACAACGCGGCGGACGUGCUUGCGCAUUACGCGGAGUUGAAGACCAGCCGCGUGGUCGAGACGCCGCAGCAGGCGGCGCAGUUCGAGAAGAAGCUCUUCCGCACGUGGGCCCAGUGCUUCCUCUUGGGCGUUCCCCGCAUGGUCUACGGGUUCCGCGACGACAACUACGUGUUGCGCGACGUGGAGGUGUACCGCACCGAGGAGGUGCCGCUCAUGAUCAAGGACAGCGCGGUGGCCGGGCGCAGCGGCGCGCCGCUUUUGUGCACCAACGCGUUGCGCUGGUACGGCGCGGUGUUGGACUGGCUCGUGCAGACCGUCGACGUGGCGGACGAGCGCAGCGCGUACAAGCUCGACUACGACCCGGGCUCGCGCUCGUUCAUGUUGAGCGAGUGCGUGGGCGACGAGAACCGGCGCUUGCGCCACGGCGGCAUCUUGACGCCCGAGUUCACGGCCUGGCGCGAGACGCUCCGGGGCCGAUAG
Messenger RNA from Metschnikowia bicuspidata var. bicuspidata NRRL YB-4993, 1179 nucleotides. Its product is annotated as decapping nuclease. Gene Ontology annotation, cellular component: cytosol; nucleus. Gene Ontology annotation, biological process: NAD-cap decapping; nuclear-transcribed mRNA catabolic process. Gene Ontology annotation, molecular function: mRNA 5'-diphosphatase activity. The transcript has a single exon. The coding region runs from base 1 to 1179 and encodes 392 amino acids. NCBI's taxonomy places the organism in Eukaryota, Fungi, Ascomycota, Pichiomycetes, Serinales, Metschnikowiaceae. The record is from RefSeq and is a predicted model, not a curated record.